AUGAGCCCGCCGAGCCGCGGCCGCCGUAGGGAGCCGCGCGGGCCGCGAGGAGCCGCCGCCGCCGCCGCCAUGGCCACGGCCACGCCGCUGUCCGGCCGCAAGGGCGGGCCUGCCACGCCGCUGUCGCCCACGCGCCUGUCGCGGCUGCAGGAGAAGGAGGAGCUGCGCGAGCUCAAUGACCGCCUGGCGCACUACAUCGACCGCGUCCGCGCGCUGGAGCUGGAGAACGACCGGCUCCUGGUCAAGAUCUCCGAGCGGGAGGAGGUGUCCACGCGCGAGGUGAGCGGCAUCAAGACGCUGUACGAAUCGGAGCUGGCCGAUGCCCGUCGAGUGCUCGAUGAGACAGCCCGGGAGCGGGCCCGGCUGCAGAUUGAAAUAGGGAAACUGAGGUCUGAGGUGGAAGAGGCCAACAAAAGCUCCAAGAAGAGGGACGGUGAGCUCACGGUGGCCCAGGGCCGUGUGAAGGAACUGGAGUCCCUGUUCCACCGGAGUGAGGCCGAGCUGGCUGCUGCCCUCAGCGAUAAGCGCAGCCUCGAGGGUGAUGUGGCCGAGCUUCGGGCCCAGCUGGCCAAGGCCGAGGACGGUCAUUCAGUGGCCAAGAAGCAGCUGGAGAAGGAGACGCUGAUGCGCGUGGACCUGGAGAACCGCUGCCAGAGCCUGCAGGAGGAGCUGGACUUCCGCAAGAGCGUCUUCGAGGAGGAGGUGCGGGAGACGCGCCGGCAGCACGAGCGGCACCUGGUGGAGCUGGACAGCGGCCAGCAGCAGGAGUACGACUUCCGGAUGGCACAGGCCCUGGAGGAGCUGCGCGGCCAGCACGACGAGCAAGUGCGGCUCUACAAGCUGGAGCUGGAGCAGGCCUACCAGGCCAAGCUGGACAACGCCAAGCUGUGCUCGGACCAGAACGAUAAGGCCGCCAGCGCUGCCCGCGAGGAGCUGAAGGAAGCACGCAUGCGAGUUGAGUCCCUCAGCUACCAGCUCUCCAGCCUCCAGAAACAGGCCAGUGCAGCUGAGGACCGGAUCCGGGAGCUCGAGGAGGCCAUGGCCGGGGAGCGUGACAGGUUCCGGAAGAUGCUGGACGCUAAGGAGCUGGAGAUGACAGAAAUGCGAGAUGUGAUGCAGCAGCAGCUGGCCGAGUACCAGGAGCUGCUGGAUGUCAAGUUGGCUCUGGACAUGGAGAUCAGUGCCUACCGCAAGCUGCUGGAGGGCGAGGAGGAGAGGCUGAAGCUUUCCCCCAGCCCAUCGUCACGGGUCACCAUCUCAAGGGCCACCUCGAGCAGCGGCAGCGGCGUGUCCAUGAUGGGGCGCUCUGGCCGCAGCAAGCGGAGGCGGCUGGAGACAGAGGAGCCGCUGGGCACAGGCUCCAGUGGCAUCAGCUCGGGCGGCGGCGGCGGCGGCGGCAGCUUCCACCUGGCCCAGCAGGCCUCAGCCACGGGCAGCGUGAGCAUUGAGGAGAUCGACCUGGAGGGCAAGUUUGUGCAGCUGAAGAACAGCUCAGACAAGGACCAGUCUCUUGGGAACUGGAGGAUCAAGAGGCAGAUCCUAGAAGGGGCGGAGAUUGCCUACAAGUUCACACCCAAGUAUGUGCUUCGGGCUGGCCAGACUGUCACGGUAUGGGCAGCUGGCGCAGGGGUGGCCCACAGCCCCCCAUCAACACUUGUAUGGAAGAGCCAGAACAGCUGGGGCACAGGCGAGAGCUUCCGGACUGUCCUUGUCAACGCCGAUGGGGAGGAAGUGGCCAUCAGAACGGUGAAGCAGUCCUCGGUGGUGCGGGAGACCGAGAACGGGGAGGAGGGAGAAGAGGAGGGAGCCGAGUUUGGCGAGGAGGAUCUUUUCCAUCAGCAGGGGGACCCGAGGACCACCUCCAGAGGCUGCCGCGUGAUGUGA
This is a messenger RNA of Pipistrellus nathusii (Nathusius's pipistrelle), 1884 nucleotides long. The record is from the annotation of a GenBank genome assembly. Lineage: Eukaryota; Metazoa; Chordata; Mammalia; Chiroptera; Vespertilionidae.